AGAUAUAGUGUAACCACCAUAUAUCCAUCCAAAUCCCAACCAAAGGCCAUAUCCCACAAUUCCCAAAACCAAGAAACAUUACAUUAGUAUCAACAAUCAAAUUUUUAAAUCAAGAACACAACUCAUUUCCUUUCAUUCUGCUUCCUCAUUCCUCUCCCCUAUACCAAAUCUUCUGCUUCAUUUCCUUCUGUAUUUCUUUACGUUCCACCAUACCCUUCAGUAACAAUUUAACAUAUACUAGCUGGUUGAAGAGAAACUACUUGCUGAUACAACUCUUCCAUAUAUUUACUGGAGGUUACAAGAUUUACAAGAUCCAAAAUCAAGAUUGGUUCAAGUCAAAGAAUUACAAGCAUCAAACACAAAAUUGUCCAGAUUAAUCUUAAUUCGCACCGUGUAGGACGUAGGUUCACACCCUAACAGGAAUUUCUCCAACAAAAGAAUUUUUUUUAGUUCGGAACCCGAGGCCUCUAGUUAAGAGUCUAGCAUGCACAUGGAAUCAUCUGAAGCUAAAUUGAGGUCAUCCAACGGCUUUAUUAAUUUGGAACAUAAGUAUUUGAGCAACAUUAUGGAUUUGAAAAGAGUAAACAAGUCUGAUGGUGUCCAAAGAAAGAAUGUACAAGGAAAGAAGAUGGAUUCAUUCAAACAAGAGAAUAGCAAAAGAAUGUUAUCCAUGAGCUAUUUCAGCUUAGAGUCAGUGCUUCUGCUCCUUUGUCUAACAGCAUCUUUGCUACUUCUGCCAUUGAUUCUUCCACCAUUGCCACCACCACCUUUCAUGUUGCUGUUUGUCCCCAUUUUCAUACUGCUUCUUCUCAUCAUCUUAGCAUUCAUGCCUAAUUCUCAUGUGAGACAAUCAUAUUUGUAAUGUUGCUUAGAAGAAAUCAUCAUCACAUCACAUAUAGCUCUCUUGUUUUCUUAUAGUGAUAAUUCAUUUUUUCAUCUUCUUACAAAGUAAUUUAGACUAGUUUAUUUACAUUCUAGUUUGUAGUUCCUCAAUAGUGUUGAGGUUAAUUUGUGGCAGUGUAAAAGAAGAUGUAAUAGAAAAUCAUCAAGUUCUCAAACGAUGGAUAAAGAUUAUUUCUCCAAUA
Molecule: messenger RNA, 1085 nt
Organism: Nicotiana attenuata
Lineage: Eukaryota; Viridiplantae; Streptophyta; Magnoliopsida; Solanales; Solanaceae
Product: protein AUXIN-REGULATED GENE INVOLVED IN ORGAN SIZE-like
Exons: 1
Coding region: 485-862 (125 amino acids)
Biological process (GO): positive regulation of organ growth
Source: RefSeq, a predicted model, not a curated record